GGGGGGCAGGGCAGCACAGAGAGAGUUAUGCCUAGAAAUUUUUCUGCAAGCAGUGAGAGACUUAAGCUACUCCCAUCCAUUCUUAAGCCCAUCUUCACACGCACCACCUCUGUGGCGAGGUUUUCAUUUUCAGACAAGGUUAUCAAAUUCAGCACAUCUGGGCACAGCUCAGACAUGGGGGUGGUAGUGCCCCAAGGAAACGAUGCGGCUGCUCAGAAGCCCAUUGCAGCCACCUGCAGGGCUGUAAAUCCUGCUGCUUUGACCAAGUGAAAGACUGAUUUGUAAUGACUUCAGACAAGUUUCAUUGCGUUUAGUAAGUUCCUAGAGGUGCUGGCAUAAACAGAGACUAUCCCUUCACCUGGUGUUAUGUACUGGGGCUUUGUAGCACGCACAGCAGCUCCCAGCUAGCAUUGGGCUUGCAGUGUCCCUGGUCACAGAGCUGCAAGUUGGCUGCCCUAAAGAGUGGAAUCAGUGUCUCUCUGUUUUGUUUUCUUGGGUUUUUUUGUUUGUUUGUUUGUUUGUUUUUUGUCCCCCCCCCCCCCCCCGGUUUUGAAGUCCUGGGGUUGUUUAACUCCGAUUUUGGCUUGACCUGGAGAAACUCCAAGGAGGAGGCAGGUGAGGCUGGCAGAGCUGUGACAGUGGCUCUGUCUGUGUUAAUGUCGGCUGCCCAUGAGCAGCAAGUUUAGAGCUCAGGUUGGCAUGGUUAGUGGAAGUUGCUGGAAGCCUUUCUGACUUGAGAGUCAAGAUUUCUUCAAGCCAAGUCUGCUGAGGGGUCAAAUUUUUAUCCUUUAUGAAAGUGCUUACAUGUAAUUCUUCAGACAGCCAGUGACUUUAGCUCAUUUUUAUUAAUUAAGCAUGAAGCAUUCUUUGUAUCCUGAUGUUCUGCAGACACCUGAGCAACACUUCCUAGAAUCACGCAGACGUCUGUGCUUAUUGUGCUUCUCACGCUGGCUGAUGAGGAAUGGUACACAGCGUUUCUCUGUGUGUCUGACCUCUCAGGUUGGAGGCUGUAAAAUUACCAAUAAACAGUCGGCUCGUGAUUGUAUCUCAAGGACAGGAUGUUCUCUCUGCUAAUUGGGAGAAAGGGGGAGAAUUCUUCUGACCACUUUCAGAGGACACAUCUCAAACCAUGAAAGCAUAAUCUCUUAAUAAUUCUGGAAGAUUCUCGCUCAGAGGCAUUUAAGCACUUAGAAACGUUUCCUCAUAAAGAAAGGCUUAUGACAUCUCUCUCAAAUGUCUACCACUGCCCUUUCAAAUGUGACAAGGACCCCGUGGGCACAAUUCUCUGCUCUGCUGUCUUAUCUGUACAAUGGUUCCCACUGCAGACCCUGAACUUUUACACUGAAGUCCCAUGUGCAGAAAUACGAAAGAUGCAUCAGAGUCUGUAUUGCAGAUCGAAUAUAAGUUUUGCAAUGGAUCUGACAAAGAGUGUGUGUCUCCCACAGCCAAAUUCACUAAGAAGGAAACACUGAAGGUCCAAAAAAAAAAUUACAGACAGGAGAAGAAAAGAGCUACCAAACAACUCUUCAGUGCCCUGAAGGAUCCCAGCGUAGUGAUCACAGCGGACUGGUUGAAGAUUCGUGGGACCCUGAAGAGUUGGACUAAGCUGUGGUGUGUUCUGAAACCUGGAGUGCUGUUGAUUUAUAAGACGCCAAAGAUCGGACAGUGGGUUGGGACAAUCUUGCUCCAUUCUUGUGAGCUGAUCGAGAGACCCUCCAAAAAGGAUGGCUUCUGUUUUAAACUUUUUCAUCCUUUGGAUCAGUCCAUCUGGGCUGUAAAGGGCCCAAAGGGAGAAAACGUUGGUUCCAUCACUCAGCCUCUUCCCAGCAGCUACUUGAUUUUCAGAGCAGCCUCCGAAUCGGAUGGCCGAUGCUGGCUGGAUGCUCUGGAACUUGCCCUGCGUUGCUCCAGCCUCUUCCGGCUCAGUGCCUCCAAGCAGGGAAAGGAUGGAGAAAUGAAUGGCUCAAGUGAUUCUGCACCUGCGGGGCUCAACAAUGGCUUGCACGCAAGCACCAUCUCAGAGCAGGAGUUCUUCCAUUUGAACGAUUCAGCCUUGGAGAACCACCACCAGUUGGAAAAUGAUGCUUUUUCGGACAAGUCUGAGAGAGACAACAUGGAAGAGUCGGAGAAUGAAACGCAGGAGAACAGCCGGAAGACAAAUGAAAGCGAGAGCGAUCAGUCAGAAGUCCAUGGAGAGGUUUCUCCGGGAAGGAAAGGGACAACUUACGUUGAACAGAUCUAUGAGGAAUUCGGAGAGACAGGUGAAUCGUCUCAAACAGAAACUGUCUCUGAGGAGAACAAGAGCCUGAUAUGGAUCCUGCUGAAGCAGCUGCGGCCUGGCAUGGAUCUGUCUCGGGUGGUGCUUCCCACCUUCAUCCUGGAGCCACGCUCAUUCCUGAACAAGCUCUCCGAUUACUACUACCAUGCUGACCUGCUUUCCCAGGCUGCCCUUGAAGAUGAUCCGUACAGUCGAAUGAAGCAAGUUUUGAGGUGGUAUCUGUCUGGCUUCUACAAAAAGCCAAAGGGAAUAAAAAAGCCAUACAACCCUAUUCUUGGAGAGACAUUUCGUUGCUGUUGGUUUCACCCUCAGACAAACAGUCACACGUUUUACAUAGCAGAACAGGUCUCCCAUCACCCACCAGUGUCAGCUUUUCAUGUCAGCAAUAGGAAGGAUGGGUUCUGCAUUACUGGCAGCAUUCUAGCUCGGUCCAAGUUUUAUGGUAACUCACUUUCUGCAUUGCUGGAUGGGAAGGCAAAGCUUAUGUUUCUAAACAGAGGGGAAGAUUACAUAAUUACAAUGCCGUACGCCCACUGUAAAGGAAUUUUAUAUGGUACCAUGACAAUGGAGCUUGGAGGGAAAGUUACCAUUGACUGUGAGAAAACUAACCACAGGGCAGAACUGGAAUUCAAGCUUAAGCCCUUAUUUGGUGGAAGCACAAGCAUUAAUCAAAUCUCUGGGAAGAUCAAAUCAGGAGAAGAAGUGUUAGCAAAUCUCGAUGGACACUGGGAUGGGGAAGUACAUAUAAAUGAGUUGAAAAAUGGGAAUGCGGAAGUGUUCUGGAACCCAACUAGUGAAGUACGAAAACAGAGACUGAAGCGCCACAUUGUGCUAUUUGAGGAACAGACUGACUUUGAGUCAGAAAGGCUUUGGCAGCAUGUUACGAGUGCAAUAAACAAAGGUGAUCAACACAAGGCGACACAGGAAAAAUUUGUGCUGGAGGAGGAGCAGAGGAAUGCUGCCCGCGAGCGAAGAGAGAAUGGCACAGAAUGGAAACCGCUGCUCUUCCGGCAUGAUUCCACGACUGAUGAAUGGCGCUACAAAUACGAGGAUUUAAGACCUUGGGAUCCUUUGAAUGAUAUUGCCCAAUUUGAGAGGAAUGGGAUACUGCAGACCAUGGAAAGACAUUUAUCUACAAGGAUGUCAAACCAUAAAGCAACAUGCAUGAACAAUCAAAUUACGCUGCACAAGAGAUCUACCAAAGAGUGUAGACGCCGUAAAACCAGUGAUCAGCCAUCCAACCACAGCCAGAAUACGGAGAGCAGCUGUUCAACACCAGAGUCUGUACAAGAGCUGUCAGAUGAUGAUGGCAAGUAUCUAGGGUUUGAUAGUCUGUGCACUCAGUGUGGGAAAGAAAUGAAUCAGCUAAAGGAAAUUCGUUCAGCCGUCUUAUCUCUACAGAGAGCCCAACAGGAUAUACGCAGAAACCUCAGUGCUCUGAACAAAAAAUCCUUCCACAGGAAGGUCACUUCUGGAAGCUUUCUGCUGGACUCUCGCUGUUGGUUUCUCCUUUGCAUCUUUCUUACAUGUCAACUAUUCAUCAAUUAUGUCUUCAAAUAAACGCACCACGUUUGGCAGCAAUAACGACUACUGGCUGCAGGAAGGGGGGGCACUCACAUGAGGAGUCCAGCGAGGCACCAAAGCACUUUAGAACCAACGCAGCAGAGAUGGAAGAAAGUUGAAAAACAAGGUGGAAAAGGGACCUAGGAACUUUGUUCCUGCAGAUUAUGUCAUUUUUGCCUUUUACAUGUACAUCUUCAAGGACCUCUUAACCUGUAUGGGCCUUAAUGCUGAAGCCAAAUGUAGCUUUAAUUGUGCAAUUUGUUUUCUAUGUCUCAUCAUUUUUUGAUGCAAUUACUAAUUACCCACCAGUAUCGGUACCCCCAAAAUGGUAGAACACAGCAGUGUUUUAGAAUAGGCACACCAGCCUGGUUUGUAGCUCUCCAAGGAAGGGAGUAUAGCUGGGGAGCUGUACGGAACUGAUGUCCACAGUGCCUGUCUGGCUACAUUUAAUUAUGGGAGGGAGCAUACUUGGUCCAAAAAACCCAGCCCCCAGGGUGUUAGGUCAUAAUUUGUUUUGUCAGCACACACAUGCAGAACGGGACCUCAGGAUAUUUUGUUCUCCAUUCCACAGUAACUGUAAAUAUGCACAACUUCCGAGUGCCAUUCCUCUUCAGGAAAUGGGAAGUGUUCAGUGAAAGCUCCUGAUUCACUUCCAGAGCUGACUGGUGUCCUGGACUGGGCCCACGGAGCAUCAUGUCGGACGCGUCUGCUCGUAAAACCUGGUCACUUACUAUUAUUGUUAUUAUUUGCUAUAUGGCUGUUUUAUAAUAUUACACAAAAGCAUUGUAGAGAGGAAUCACUGCCCCAGGAGAGGUGAGAAGGACAGGAGCAAUGGGUGUACAUGUGUUUGGUUGUAGGCACUUUUAUUGUGAAAGGUCAGGAAGGAGGAAGGGUUUUGCCACUGCUUUGUUCAAAUCUGUUAAUAGUCUUCCUAUUUUACACCAUUUUUAAAAGAUUUGCAAUAUUUUCUGUAGACUGCAGACAAUACUAAGCCUUUCUUUUCUGGCCUGAAGUAGAUCCAAGUGGUAAGUACUGCUAUAUAUACAGCCUUAAAAUACUUAGUGGUGGUGCCAGUCUGGGCUAUCUUUCAAUGUAAAUGUUUCCAAAUUUUUAACUACAUUCCUCGUCAUGUUCCCCAAGUAGGGGAAACCUGUUUGUGCUUGAUAUGUUGAAAUAAAAUUACACACAACUUUC
Gallus gallus (chicken) is the source of this 5035-nucleotide messenger RNA. It is a transcript of the gene OSBPL5, whose product is annotated as oxysterol binding protein like 5. Gene Ontology annotation, molecular function: sterol binding. Lineage: Eukaryota; Metazoa; Chordata; Aves; Galliformes; Phasianidae. Gene Ontology annotation, biological process: phospholipid transport. The record is from RefSeq and is a predicted model, not a curated record. Bases 1352 to 3838 code for a protein of 828 amino acids. Gene Ontology annotation, cellular component: cytosol; membrane; intracellular membrane-bounded organelle. The transcript is spliced from 20 exons.